Molecule: messenger RNA, 3684 nt
Organism: Xiphophorus couchianus (Monterrey platyfish)
Lineage: Eukaryota; Metazoa; Chordata; Actinopteri; Cyprinodontiformes; Poeciliidae
Gene: tmtc4
Product: transmembrane O-mannosyltransferase targeting cadherins 4
Exons: 16
Coding region: 491-2455 (654 amino acids)
Biological process (GO): endoplasmic reticulum unfolded protein response; protein O-linked glycosylation via mannose
Cellular component (GO): endoplasmic reticulum
Molecular function (GO): protein binding; mannosyltransferase activity
Source: RefSeq, a predicted model, not a curated record
CACGUGACAUUACGCUGAAGAGGAAGUUUUGGAUCUUGAACGUGUGUGUUUGUUUACAGGCGUGAGCUCUCUAGCUGAAUCUCUCCCGGAAUAUUUCUUAUGACUAAUUAUCCCCAUUUUUGUCUUGAUAACCAUCGAGAAAUUCUCAACCAGUUGUGUCUGCAUAUGUUGCACGUUUACCGACGUGUUCUAACGGGAGUAGCACCUGCUAACUAGAGGUGCUAAAAUUUAGCAUUACUAGCUUGCAGGUGUUAGGUCUCCUUGACCUUAGAUCCUCAAGAAGAUUGGGCAGCGUAAUUAAGACAUUUGCAGUAAACUGGUUUUGCACAACUACCGACGUUGGAGGAAGCUGCUGGGGGACGUUCAUCAAUCGUCUUGCUGGCAGCGAAGCUAACAUGAGGGUGAAACAAAACACGGUGACCUGUCAGAGCCUGUCUGUGCAAAGACAAGGGAGAUGAUGGUGAUAGAACGAACAAAGAGCCCAUGAAUUAUGGCACAGACCGAACUUUACUGGGAUCACCACAUCCCGCUGCCAAGGCUUGGUCCAGUCCAAGCCAAGGUCGCCGUCGCUGUGGUGGCGCUCCUGUGCUUCAUCAACAGUUAUGAUGGAGAAUUUGUAUUUGAUGACUCCGAAGCAAUCGUCAACAACAAGGACCUGAAGCCAACAACUCCCCUGAGCAACAUCUGGAGAAAUGAUUUCUGGGGAAGCAACCUGAGUAGCAACUCCAGUCACAAAUCCUACCGACCGCUUACUGUCCUUACAUUCAGGUUAAACUACCUCAUAGCAGGAGGCCUGCACCCUGUUGGCUUCCAUGUACUAAACAUCAUCCUCCAUGCUGUCAUAUCUGUCCUUAUGAUUGACAUGUUUGCUAUACUGAUUGGUGGACUGGACUAUGAUGAGAAGGGUUGGACAGUGAACCAUGCUCCAAAGACCUCUCUACUUGCUGCCAUCUUCUUUGCUGCACACCCAGUUCAUACAGAAAGUGUGGCAGGUGUCGUGGGUCGAGCGGACCUUUUAUGCGCUCUCUUCUUUCAACUGUCUUUUCUCACAUACUGCAAAGCUUUUAACAAAGGGAAGGACAGAGAUGCCAGGUUUUCAGUCCAAUGGGUUGUGGUUAGUCUUGUGUUGUGUGCUGCGGCAAUGCUUUGUAAAGAACAGGGCAUCACUGUCUUGGGUGUGAAUGCAGCCUUUGAUGUUCUACUGAUCUGUAACGUUAAUGUCUAUGAACUUGGCCACAGGCUUCUCUUCAGGAAGAAUUCUCCUGAUCUAAGCGAGAUUCUUCGGACAGGUUUGCUGAAACGAUUGGGUCUUAUGAGCCUUGGCGGCCUCUCGAUGCUCUAUGCACGCUGGAGGAUCAUGGGCACAGGACCGCCGGCAUUCACAGAAGUAGACAACCCGGCCUCUUUUGAAGAAUAUAUGUUUAUUAGAAUUGUGAACUAUAAUUACUACUACUGUCUUAAUGCCUGGCUGCUGCUGUGUCCCUGGUGGCUGUGUUUUGAUUGGUCCAUGGGCUGUGUGCCUCUCAUUAAGUCGGCCACUGAUUGGAGGGUGGUGUGGCUGCUGCUGCUCUGGUGUGUCCUGAUAGGCUUGAUAAGCCAAGCCUUAUGCUCGCCGGACAGCCAGAGGAGGAGGACGCUGACCUUUGGCCUGGUGCUGCUAGUCGUCCCAUUCCUGCCUGCAUGUAACAUUUUCUUUAGAGUUGGCUUUGUUGUUGCUGAGAGGGUGCUCUACCUGUCUUCAGCUGGAUACUGCUUACUCUUGGCCUACUCCCUCGGACACUGCUGCUACCGAUGGAUCAAAUACAAGAAACUGACAUGUGUCAUGCUGCUUGCUCUGUUAUGUAUGUAUGUAGUCCGCUGCGCCCUCCGCAGUCACCAGUGGCGGUCAGAACAAAGCCUCUUCUCCAAUGCCCUGUCUGUCUGUCCACUCAAUGCCAAAGUACAUUAUAAUGUUGGUAAAAACCUGGCUGAUAGAGGAAACACUACUGCUGCUGUUAAGUAUUACAGGGAGGCUGUCAGACUACAUCCGAACUACGUCCAUGCAAUGAACAACCUCGGAAACAUCCUGAAGGAGCAGAAUGAACUUAGUGAAGCAGAGCAGCUCUUGUCUAAAGCUGUUGCUGUUCAACCUGAUUUUGCUGCUGCAUGGAUGAACCUCGGCAUAGUUCAGAACAGCCUUAGGAAGUUUGAUGCAGCAGAGGAGAGCUACUGGAACGCCCUCCGCUACCGGAGAAAAUACCCAGACUGCUACUAUAACCUGGGUCGCCUGUAUGCUGACCAGAACAAACAUGUGGAUGCCCUGAAUGCCUGGAGGAAUGCAACUAUGCUUAAACCUGACCACAGUCUGGCUUGGAACAACAUGGUUAUUCUGCUGGACAAUACCGAUAACACAAACAAAAGGCACGCACUUGAUCAGAUGUUGGCAGGCUGCAUGUGUGAAGGGCACAGGCCGUGAGUCAGGAGAUGACUACCAUUGUUUUGCCCUCUGUUUCUCUUGUCUGCCUCUUCUUUCUCCAUUUCUGGCCAGACAUCAGACAGAUCUGUGACACAGAUCAAUAACUCAGUGGGCCUUGCGUUCAGCUGUAAUUAGGAGACUAAACCACUCCUCCAUGUGAGACGGUGGGAGGGGGGGGGAGCUUUAGAUAGUGUUUACCAAUAAAUCAGAGAGGGUCUUUGUGUCUUCGUGUUGCUUUUUUUUCUUUUUUUUUUGCCUUGCAUAAGAAUUCAUACCUUGUUUUUAUUUUUGUUUUUUAAAUUUGUCACGUUACAACAAUUUGCAUUGUUUUAUUGGGAUUUUAUGCUCUAGGCCAGCACAAAGUUGUGUAUAAUUGAAAAGUGGAAGGAAAAUGAUUCAUAAUUUUCAGACGUUUCUACAAAUAAAUUUGAAUUCAUCUUUCUAGACUCAAUACUUUGUAGAACCACCUUUUUCUGAUGAGGGCUUCAGAUAACAGCUCCAAGCAAUAUAUUGUCAUUCCAAUAGCGUAUCACAAAGGACUAUUUAGAAUGCUAUGAUUCUUGGCUAAUGUAUUACAAGUGUUAUUUUUUCAUAUUAUUAACCCAGUUAGAGUCUCAUAGCAACAGAUACUCACACAGAACCCAUAUGACCACCAAAAGGUAAUGCUAAAGGUCACAGAGUGGAAGAAGUAUAGAGGAGGAGGAGGGCAAAGAAGACAAGAUAUUGCAACUGAUUUUUUUUCAAUGUAGUAUUUUUUACAAAUAUUACCUCCAUCACAAGAUUUCUGGUUAUCAUGCAGCCUUAGCUGCAAGUCUUUUGGGGUAUAACUCGCAUUUUUAAAACAGAAAUAUUUGCCCUUUUUUGCACAAUUACUAAAGAUCAGUCAGAUUGGAUGCAGCACAUUUAUGAACACGAGUCUUGCCCCAAAUCUUCCACUGAAUUUGAGUCUGGAUUUGUUUUUCCCAUAGGGUUAUUUGUAAAAAUUAAUUAAGGUAUAAAAUCUUGUGACUUUUGUACCUUCCACUUCACAAACAUGCACUACUUUCUGUUGGUCCCUCACAUAAAAUUCAAACAAAUGCAAUAAAGCCUGCAGUUAUGUGACAAAAUGUGAAGGUUUGUAAGCAAGAUACUCCAUCUAAAAUUCUUUUUACAUUUGUAACUUUCUUCCUCUGUCCUUUUUGUUUCCUUAGCCUGGUGCUUGCAUUGUUUUUAAGAUCCUUGGUGUCUCU